CCUGACACAAGCUUUCGGUUGUUGCGUUUGCUGACAAAAACACAACAUCAUGCCCGGACAGACGCCUUCUUAUAAUGUCAUUCCUUAAAAUCAAGACUAUCAAAUAUUUAUUGUGAUAUUUGGAUAGAUCUAUUUUCUAACUAAUUUAUAGACCAUUGUUGUCCUGGUUUGAAUAUGCCAACUAGCUAGUUAGCUAUAGCUUACCAGACAGCUUUAGGGUAUUCGAAGUGAGCAGAGGCCUUGUUCGAAGCCCUCUGCUCGAAUACAAUCUGAAACUGUUUUAGUGUGUUUUAUUUUCUGGAAGAUGGACACAGAGAAGUUUAACUAUGUCUACAGCUGUGACUUGGAUAUCAAUGUUCAACUCAAAAUAGGCAGUCUUGAAGGCAAGAGGGAACAGAAGAGCUACAAGGGUCUACUCCAAGACCCUAUGCUACGCUUCUCUGGUCUCUACCAGGAGAACUGCUCCGACCUGUACGUCACAUGCCAGGUGUUUGCUGAGGGCAAGCCCCUGGCGCUGCCAGUACGGACCUCCUACAAGGCCUUCAGCACACGCUGGAACUGGAACGAGUGGUUGCGGCUGCCGGUCAAAUACCCCGACCUGCCCCAGAGUGCCCAGGUGGCCCUCACAGUGUGGGACGUGUACGGGCCGGGCAGGGCCACGCCUGUGGGCGGGACCACCGUCACCCUCUUCGGCAAAUAUGGAAUGUUCCGGCAGGGGAUGCAUGACCUGAAGGUGUGGCCAGGGGUGGAGGGGGACGGAAGUGAGCCGACCAGCACCCCAGGACGCACCAGCAGCAGCCUGGCAGAAGACCAGAUGGGCAGACUGGCCAAGGGCCCUGACCUGCAGAUACUAAGUGAUUUGACAAAGGCUCAUAGACAGGGUCACAUGGUGAAAGUUGAUUGGCUAGACCGUCUGACCUUCAGGGAGAUCGAGAUGAUCAACGAGAGUGAGAAACGCAGCUCCAACUUUAUGUAUCUAAUGGUGGAGUUUCCUCGCGUCAAAACGGGAGAGAAAGAGUACAGCAUUGUGUACUACGAGAAGGAUGGGGACGAAUCCUCUCCUGUUCCCACAAGCUCUGAUAUCGUCAAAGUCCCAGACCCACAGAUGUGCAUGGAGAACCUGGUGGAGAGUAAACACCACAAGCUGGCCCGCAGCCUGCGCAGCGGCCCCUCUGACCACGACCUCAAACCCAACGCUGCCACCAGGGACCAGCUCAACAUCAUAGUGAGCUACCCUCCCACCAAGCAGCUGAGCUCCGAGGAACAGGACCUGGUCUGGAAGUUCCGUUACUACCUCACCACCCAGGAGAAGGCGCUGACUAAGUUCCUGAAGUGUGUGAACUGGGCUCUGGCCCAGGAGGCCAAGCAGGCCCUGGAGCUGUUGGGGAAGUGGAGGCCCAUGGACGUGGAGGACUCCCUGGAGCUGCUCUCCUCCCAGUUCACCAACCCCGACGUCCGCCGCUACGCCGUGGCCCGCCUCCAGCAGGCCGACGACGAGGACCUUCUGAUGUACCUGCUCCAGCUGGUCCAGGCUCUGAAGUACGAGAACUUCAACGACAUCCAGGGAGGGCUGGAGCCGGGCAGCAAGAGGGACUCCCAGGGCCUGGGAGAGAGCUCCACGCUGGGGGACCUGGACAGUUCCCAGGUCCAGACAGGACCCUCAGUGCCCUCACCUGCUACACAGAAGGGCAAGGAGGGAGCGGACAACGAGAGCCUGGAGCAGGAUCUGUGCACCUUCCUCAUCUCCAGAGCCUGCAAGAACUCAACCCUGGCCAACUACUUGUACUGGUACGUGAUCGUGGAGUGUGAGGACCAGGACACCCAGCAGAGAGACCCCAAGACCCACGAGAUGUACCUGAACGUCAUGAGGAGGUUCAGCCAGGCUCUGCUCAAGGGUGAUAAGAGUGUGAGGGUGAUGCGCUCCCUGCUGGCCUCCCAGCAGACCUUCGUAGACAGACUGGUGAUGCUGAUGAAGGCUGUGCAGAGAGAGAGCGGCAACCGCAAGAAAAAGACGGAGCGCCUGCAGGCCCUGCUGGCCGACAACGAGAAGGUGAACCUGUCUGAGAUCGAGCCCAUCCCCCUGCCCCUGGAGCCCCAGGUCAGGAUCAGGGGCAUCGUGCCCGACACCGCCACGCUCUUCAAGAGCGCCCUGAUGCCGGCCAAGCUGAUCUUCAAGACGGAGGACGGGGCCAUGUACCCCGUCAUCUUCAAGCACGGGGACGACCUGAGACAGGACCAGCUCAUCCUGCAGAUCAUCUCCCUCAUGGACAAGCUCUUGAGGAAAGAGAACUUGGACCUGAAGUUGACCCCAUACAAAGUUCUGGCCACCAGCACCAAACACGGGUUCAUGCAGUUUGUCCAGUCAGUUCCUGUGGCAGAGGUACUGGCCACCGAAGGCAACAUCCAGAGCUUCUUCAGAAAACACGCCCCUAGUGAGAAGGGGCCCUAUGGCAUCAGCCCAGAGGUGAUGGACACCUACGUUAAGAGCUGUGCUGGUUACUGCGUCAUAACGUACAUCCUUGGAGUGGGAGACAGACAUCUGGACAACCUGCUACUAACCAAGACCGGGAAGUUGUUCCAUAUUGACUUUGGCUACAUCCUGGGUCGCGACCCCAAGCCCCUCCCCCCGCCCAUGAAGCUGAGCAAGGAGAUGGUGGAGGGCAUGGGGGGCAUGCAGAGCGAGCAGUACCAGGAGUUCAGGAAGCAGUGUUACACUGCCUUCCUUCACCUCCGCAGGUACUCCAACCUCAUCCUGAAUCUGUUCUCUCUCAUGGUGGAUGCCAACAUUCCUGAUAUAGCACUGGAGCCCGACAAGACUGUUAAGAAGGUGCAGGACAAGUUCCGAUUGGACCUGUCGGACGAAGAGGCGGUCCACUACAUGCAGAGUCUGAUAGACGAGAGUGUGGGGGCUCUGUUUGCUGCUGUGGUGGAGCAGAUCCACAAGUUCGCCCAGUACUGGCGCAGAUGAACAGAACCGACGAGAUUCGAGUGAACUGGCAAAAACCAUGGAGGGAGCGAGAGCACUGUUGCCGUAGAAACCGAAGGCCCCCCAUCCUGCCGUGUCCCUGCAGGUGCCAGGUGUGUGUGUGUGCACGCGCGUGAGACACGGCUGUUCCGCUGAACAGAGGCCAAGAGUGCAGUGCCAACCUCUACUGCAAGACAGCAAAACAUGGACUGAUCAUGCCUUUGUUAUGUUAGCGUUUGUAUAUAUUAUAUAUAAUGAAAAUUCAAUGUAUGGCCAAAUAAACAACACACUUCUGAUACACUA
Osmerus eperlanus (European smelt) is the source of this 3268-nucleotide messenger RNA. RefSeq names its product phosphatidylinositol 3-kinase, catalytic subunit type 3 (gene pik3c3). Gene Ontology annotation, biological process: endocytosis; autophagosome assembly; phosphatidylinositol-3-phosphate biosynthetic process. Gene Ontology annotation, molecular function: 1-phosphatidylinositol-3-kinase activity. The coding region runs from base 305 to 2968 and encodes 887 amino acids. Gene Ontology annotation, cellular component: phagophore assembly site; peroxisome; phosphatidylinositol 3-kinase complex, class III, type I. Lineage: Eukaryota; Metazoa; Chordata; Actinopteri; Osmeriformes; Osmeridae. The transcript is spliced from 26 exons. The record is from RefSeq and is a predicted model, not a curated record.